This is a messenger RNA of Dichotomopilus funicola, 1638 nucleotides long. RefSeq names its product putative acyldehydrogenase. Gene Ontology annotation, molecular function: acyl-CoA dehydrogenase activity; flavin adenine dinucleotide binding. Gene Ontology annotation, biological process: fatty acid beta-oxidation using acyl-CoA dehydrogenase. The coding region runs from base 1 to 1638 and encodes 545 amino acids. The transcript is spliced from 3 exons. The record is from RefSeq and is a predicted model, not a curated record. Lineage: Eukaryota; Fungi; Ascomycota; Sordariomycetes; Sordariales; Chaetomiaceae. Gene Ontology annotation, cellular component: cytoplasm.
AUGUCUAAGACAUUUACGCAAGGCGACGUUGCCGCCCACAACAAGACGGAGUCCCUCUGGAUCGUAGUUGACGACGAUGUUUACGAUCUCACCAAGUUCCAGGAUGACCACCCGGGCGGCAAGAAGAUUUUGCAAAGGGUGGCCGGCAAGGAUGCGUCAAAACAGUUCUGGAAGUACCACAACGAGGGCAUCUUGAAGAAGUUCCAGAAGCAGCUGCAGAUUGGCUCUCUAGAUACGAAGCCCAAGGCGGCCGCUCCCCCACCAGCGCCCGCGCCGGCCCCGAAGGAGGCUCCGAAGCGCGCCGCCAAGCCGGCUUCGUCCGAGGAGGAGGAGGAGGCCGAGGCCCUCGAGCCCUUCGGCGCCCAGAUUCCCUUUGCCGACCCUAGCUGGUACCAGGGCUACCACUCCCCGUACUACAAUGAGACCCACGCUGCGCUCCGGGCCGAGAUUCGGGAGUGGAUCGACAACGAAAUCGAGCCCAACGUCACUGAGUGGGACGAAAAGAAGCAGGUGCCCGCCGAGGUGUACAAGGAGAUGGGCCGUCGCGGUUACCUGGCCGGCUUGCUUGGCACCAGCUACAAGAAGGAAUACGUCGACAACCCGAUCAAGUCGGUGGCUCCCGAGGACUGGGAUCUCUUCCACGAGAUGCUGCUUACCGAUGAGCUCAGCCGCACUGGUUCGGGCGGUUUCGUCUGGAACGUUAUUGGCGGUUUCGGUAUCGGCUGCCCCCCGCUGGUCAAGUUCGGCAAGAAGUCGCUGGUCGACCGCAUCCUGCCCGGCAUCCUGAACGGCGACAAGCGCAUCUGCCUGGCCAUCACGGAGCCCGAUGCUGGCAGUGAUGUUGCCAACCUGACCUGCGAGGCCAAGCUCAGCGAGGACGGCAAGCACUACAUCGUUAACGGCGAGAAGAAGUGGAUCACCAACGGUGUGUGGUCUGACUACUUCACCACCGCAGUCCGUACCGGUGGCCCGGGCAUGAACGGCGUGUCGCUGCUCCUCAUCGAGCGUGACUUUGGCGGCGUUUCCACUCGUCGCAUGGACUGCCAGGGUGUGUGGUCGAGCGGCACGACCUACAUUACCUUUGAGGAUGUCAAGGUCCCCGUUGAGAACUUGAUCGGCAAGGAGAACCAGGGCUUCCGCGUCAUCAUGACCAACUUCAACCACGAGCGCAUCGGCAUUAUCAUCCAAUGUCUGCGCUUUGCCCGCGUGUGCUUCGAGGAGUCGGUCAAGUUUGCCAACAAGCGCAAGACUUUCGGCAAGAAGCUCAUCGAGCACCCCGUCAUCCGUCUCAAGCUCGCCCACAUGGCCCGCCAGAUCGAGGCCUCGUACAGCUGGCUGGAGAGCAUCAUUUACCAAUGCCAGAAGACCAACGAGACCGAAGCCAUGCUGCGUCUUGGUGGGCCCAUUGCUUCGCUCAAGGCCCAGUCCACCGUCACCUUCGAGUUCUGUGCUCGCGAGGCCUCGCAAAUCUUUGGCGGUUUGUCGUACUCGCGUGGCGGCCAGGGCGGCAAGGUUGAGCGCCUGUACCGUGAUGUGCGUGCCUAUGCUAUCCCCGGUGGUAGCGAGGAGAUCAUGCUUGACUUGAGCAUCCGCCAGAGCAUGAAGGUGGCCAAGAUGUUUGGCGGGAUGAAGUUGUGA